AUGAUGGAUAAUGAAUAUAAUACUCAACUAGAUAACGAUGAAAAUAAUCUAUUAAAUAAAUUAAAAACUAUAUGGAUAAAUGAAAAAUUUGCACCAAAUCUAUUAGAUUAUCAAAAUGAAAUCAUCAGCAAUGUUAUGGAAAAAAUAGAAGAAAAAGAAGCAUUAUGUACAGAGGGUAUUCAAAAUAAGAGUCAUCAGUUCACUGCAGAUAUUUACGAAAUGGAAAUUGAAAGAUUAAAAUAUAUAGUAAAAUGUUAUUUAAGAUUAAGGAUUAAAAAAAUUGAUCAGUUUUACACAUCAGUUUUAAAAGAAAGUCAAUCAAACACUGAAUUAUUAUCACAACACGAAUUAAAAUAUACUGAAAGGUAUAAAUCAUAUAUGGACGAAUAUUUUAAAAAAACAAUACUAUCAUCUCUUCAUAAAGAUCAUUCAACAAUGAGUCCAGAUCACUAUUUAGAACCACAAUUAAAUACAUGGGUUUUUUGUAAACCAAAGGAAAAUUUAGGUGAAUAUUUAAUCGACGAAGAUACCAUCGAUUUUAAAAAGACAUCAAUUUAUUUUGUAAAAUAUAGACCAAUUAAAGAUUUAGUACAGGCUGGAAGAAUGGAUUUAAUUUAA
Dictyostelium purpureum is the source of this 618-nucleotide messenger RNA. RefSeq lists its product as uncharacterized. Gene Ontology annotation, cellular component: GINS complex. The transcript is spliced from 3 exons. The record is from RefSeq and is a predicted model, not a curated record. Bases 1 to 618 code for a protein of 205 amino acids. Gene Ontology annotation, biological process: DNA-templated DNA replication; double-strand break repair via break-induced replication. Lineage: Eukaryota; Evosea; Eumycetozoa; Dictyosteliales; Dictyosteliaceae.